Molecule: messenger RNA, 399 nt
Organism: Puccinia triticina
Lineage: Eukaryota; Fungi; Basidiomycota; Pucciniomycetes; Pucciniales; Pucciniaceae
Exons: 3
Coding region: 1-399 (132 amino acids)
Source: RefSeq, a predicted model, not a curated record
AUGGCAUUUCUAAAACCAUUCAUAGUGUUCACGAUUAUAGCUUGCGGGCUGGAAGCUACGGAGUUGACCGUCAAUGAUCAGGGAACGAAGUGCACUUUCCAUUGCAAAGCUCUAAAUGACGUGUCUAAGACACAAGCAGCUUGCGGUAAAGUGACGGAGCGGGACGCACACCAAAAUCCAAUCAAAUGGAAUUUGGUACCCGCACACCCAACAGAUGGCCAUCUCGGCUAUUACAAUUGCAUCGGUACCAACAUGGCUUUCAGCACUUGUUGCAAACCUGGCACCGUUCCAAAAGAGGGAAAGAGCUUUGACGCUGGAACCGACCACUCACAAUACGCGCAUACAUGCGAAAACACAACUCCCGAUCGCAUGAACUUGCCAUCGACCUGCAAGUUAUGA